CCACACUCCGGCUCCAAGCCGACGGGAACGUGUAUUGGCCCCGAAUCUGGCUGUAGCUUACGCGGGGUUUCCAUUCCCAUUUCUCAAUCUUCAAGCUUUGGAUAACUCAAAUAUCUUUAACUAUUUGCUGGCGCAUUCAAUAUUGGGACCAAUUCUACUGACUAUCUUACAUCUUUGGCUAUCCUUCUGCAACCAUUUGAGAGUGCUGUGUCUUGUGAACCUUCCUGUUGUGAGAAACGCUUGUACUAUACAGUCCUAGUUCUUUAUAUUUUGAUUCAAGAUGACUUUCAAGAACAAGUACACCGAUAUUAUUGUGGAAAUCAAGGGCCAGAUUGGUAUCAUCAAGUUCAAUCGCCCUAAAGCCCUUAACUCGUUUGGUGGAAACCUGAUCCAAGACACUGUUGGUGCCAUCCGGGAGCUCAAUGAGCAUCCGGACACUGUCUUUACAGUACUCACUGGCGAGGGACGUUUCUUCUCCUCCGGCGCAGAUGUGAAGGCCCAUGGCACCGGCACGCCCCAGCAAUUCAACAGCCUUCACGAGAAGAAGCUCUCUUUUCUUCAGGGCUUCCUCCCCACUUAUGAACUCCUCCGAUCCAUCAUCGACCAUAAGAAGGUUUUCGUCCUCGCUAUGAACGGCCCCGGCGUCGGCGGAGGUGCCGCUUGGGUCCAAGGUUUCGCCGACAUCGUCCUCGCCGCCGAGGGUGCAUAUAUGCAGGUCCCUUUCUCCGCACUCGGCCUUGUUCCCGAGAACGGAAGCGCGAUCGGGUUUUCACAGCACAUCGGUGUGCACCGGGCGAACGAUUUCCUCAUGUUCGGACGGCAAGUGACCGUGCAGGAGAUGGAGCAGUGGGGAAUGGUAAACCGCAUCUUCCCGAAGGAGGGCUUCCAUGCCCACGUGGUGAAGUUCUUGGAGGAUCAGCUGGAUGUCAAUGAUGGGAAGAGCAUGAUAGAGAUGAAGAGGUUGCAAAAUGCGCCGCUGAGGGAUGGGAGGAUUGUGGCCGUCACCAACGCGAUGGAUGCGUUGUCCGAGAGGUUCGUCGAGGAUGCGCCGGCCGCGAGAUUUGCGGCCAAGAAGAAGCUUUUGGAAUCCAAACGCGGAUCUAAAAUCUAAAGGAAUCAACUAAUCCAAAGUUUCACCACUUACGAGAGCGGGUCUUCUAUAAUUAAAAUACUUGUUGAAUAGCAGCUUACGGCAAUUACGGAACAUCUGCCGAAUUAUUUGCCUACUGGUGGAUCGCAUACAUCUAUUUCAGACGCGAACGAAUCCGAGUUAGGAUCCUUGCAAAUCCAGCCCUAAUUAACUACCCCAGGUUAAUCUUCAAGCCUCUUGGACGCGUAUAUUUCCCAGUCGAUUGUUCAUUAGCCUCGAUCUAUCUUUCUCAAAUUCAUUUGUUUCCAUCUACCUACCUGGACAUUCAUUUAGGGCUCCGACAGCCG
Eremomyces bilateralis CBS 781.70 is the source of this 1437-nucleotide messenger RNA. Its product is annotated as peroxisomal d3,d2-enoyl-CoA isomerase. The coding region runs from base 281 to 1111 and encodes 276 amino acids. Gene Ontology annotation, biological process: fatty acid beta-oxidation. The transcript is spliced from 5 exons. The record is from RefSeq and is a predicted model, not a curated record. Lineage: Eukaryota; Fungi; Ascomycota; Dothideomycetes; Eremomycetales; Eremomycetaceae. Gene Ontology annotation, cellular component: peroxisomal matrix.